Molecule: messenger RNA, 5829 nt
Organism: Acinonyx jubatus (cheetah)
Lineage: Eukaryota; Metazoa; Chordata; Mammalia; Carnivora; Felidae
Gene: CDHR4
Product: cadherin related family member 4
Exons: 18
Coding region: 2865-5285 (806 amino acids)
Biological process (GO): homophilic cell-cell adhesion
Cellular component (GO): plasma membrane
Molecular function (GO): calcium ion binding
Source: RefSeq, a predicted model, not a curated record
AGGGCGGCGCUCUCUGCCCAGAAUGGUCCGAGUCCGUUCCUGGAGACCACUCCAGGAUCCAAGGCUGUUCGAGGAUACAGUCUAACUUGAGACAAGACUAAUCAGUAGACAGAAAAAUACCGGAAAUGGGGGGCAGACGGGCUUGUUUGGGAGAGGGGACUCAGAGGAGGCAGCAUUCUGUAUGUGAUCUGAGUGAGCCAUCAUGGGAGAUAAAGAAGAGUAUUCUAGGGGCACCUGGGUGGCUCAGUCGGCUGAGGGUCUGACUCUUGACUUUGAUUCAGGUCAUGAUCUCACGGUUUGGCCAUGGGGCUCUGCGCUGACAGCGUACUACUGCCUGCUUGGGAUUCUGUCUCCCUCUCUCUUUGCCCCUCCCCCAAUUGCUCUCUAUAUCUCUAUUAAAAUAAAUAAAAAUACACUUAAAAAAAAGAGGGGUAUUCUAGGCAGAUGGAUCAGCCAGUUAAAGGCCCGGACAAGAGAGGAUUUCGACAGGGCUUAAGACAAAGAAGGACCAAGUGUCUAGACGUGGUAGUUGGGGGAAUGAGGAGAUCAGCAAAACCAGUCUCCUAGCGGCCUUAGAAAGAAAUACAGGGAUUUGUUUGUGGUGCAAUGGGGGAGCACUGGGACUUUGGAGCAGGGAAUGGCCUGGGCUGGCUCCUGUUUAAAUAAUCCCAUCUGCUUUAGGAGAACCACUCUGUAAUCAGAGUGGAGGCUCCUGCCCUCAUCCACCAAGAGAAGGGAGGGCCUGGGUCUGCGUGGGGCUGGGGCACAGAAGGGGGUGAAUUUGGGGUAUGUUCUGGAGUUAAUAUCAAGUUUUGCUGAUGUAUGAAUAUGAGUAGGGAAAGAGGAGCAUCUAGCAUGACUCCUAGAUUUCUGGCCUGAACAACUGGUUGGAUGGAAUUGCUGUGAAUUGAUCCAGGAAAGACUGGAGAAGAACAGGUUUGGGGAGGAAAACCAAAUGAUUAUUUGUGGACAUGUGACCCUUGAGAUGCCUGUUAGACAUCCUAUAUGAGAUGCCGGGUCAGCCACUGGGUGACUCUGGAAUUUGGGAGAGAAAUCAGCACUGAAGCCUUAGAUCUGGGAGGCAAAGUGAGUGGAUGGUAUUUAAGGCCAUUGACUUGGAGAUGGGAGAAGUGAGUAUAGACAGAGGAGGGCAGCAGUCAGGACUGAGUCCUGGAGCACUCCUCUGGGUGGUAGUAGGAAAGCAGAACCAGCAAAGGAGCUAAGCAGGAGCAGCUGGGGAGGUGGGAGGAAACAGAGUGUGGGCACUUUAGGAGCCAAGGGAGCAAGUGUCAAAUGCUACCAAGGAGAUAAGAUUGGAGAAUGAGUUGCUGAAGCUGGUAGUAUGCAGGUCUCUGAGGACUCCAACAGGGCAGUUUCAUGAAGGGAGAGACGAACUUGAUGAUAGUGGGCAGAAGCAAGUGAGAGAUGAAGAAUUGGAAAGAGCAAGUGUAAACAACUUUUUAAAAAUUGACAUAUAAAUUUGGGGCAUCUGGGUGGCUCAGUCUGUUAAAUGUCUGACUCUUGAUUUUGGCCUAGGUCAUGAUCUCACAGGUUUAUGAGUUUGAGCCCCACAUCAGGCUCUGGGCUGACAGUGCGGAGCCUGCUUGGGAUGUUCUCUCUCUUCUCUUUCUGCCCCUCUUUCUCUCUCUCUUUCUCUCUCUCAGAAUAAAUGAACUUUCAAAAAUAAAAAAAUUUAAAAAUUGACAUAUAGCAUAAAUAUAACAAUUGGACAACUCUCAAAGGUACAGCUCAAUAAAUUAAAAAAAAUUUUUUACAUUUAUUUAUUUUCGAGAGACAGAAAGAGGCAGAGCAUAAGCGGGGAGGCAGAGAGAGAAUGAGACAUAGAAUCUGAAGCAGGCUCCAGGCUCUGAGCUGUCAGCAGAGAGCCCGACGUGGGGCUCAAACUCACAAACCGUGAGAUCAUGACCUGAGCUGGAGUCAGAUGCUUAACUGACUGAGUCACCCAGGCACCCCUCAAUAAAUGUUUUUUAAAGUUUAUUUAUUUAUUUUGAGAGACACAGAGACAGCACAAGUGGAGGGAGGGGCAGAGAGAGAGAGAGAGAGAGAGAGAGAGAGAGAAUCCCAAGCAGGCUCCAUGCUGGCAACACAGAGCCUGAUGCACGGCUCAACCCACAAAGCCAUGAGAUCAUGACCUGAGCCUAACCAAGAGUUGGACACUUAACCGGCUAAGCCACCCAGGCGCCCCCAGCUCAAUAAAUGUUAAAGUCUGUAGACACUUAUGCAUCUGUCACCUAGAUCAAGGUAGAAACUGUCCCCAGCUCCUCCAAGAGGCCACUUUGUGCCCCCUCCAGUUGAUAUCCUCCCCCCACAUAACCACUAAUUUGAUUUAUAUCACCAAGGAUUCUUUUUGCUUCUUGAAUGUAGACAACUUUUAAGAGAUUUUGUUGAUGGCUGGGCUCAGAUUUUGUAGACAGAUAAUGUUUUAAUGGUGAGGGGAAGUGGGCAACUGGGGUUUGGACUCUGUGGGGUAGCAAAUCCUGAGCCCAGUUUUCCUGGAUGCUGUGCUUGUGCUGUCUCCAAGGACUGCAUGACUGAGACUUACUUCCCUGAACCUCAGUUUCCCUACCUGAAGUUUGAUCCUUUUCCCCUAACAUUUCCUUUGGGUUGUAGUAAGAACGGGGGGAUUCAUCAGAAGCAGUGAAACCUGGGGUUGUCCAGACCUCUUAAUGCCUGUCUGGAGUCUAGAGCUCAAGUCACCAGGGAUGGGCGGAGCUAGAAUCUGGGAGGCUCAGGAGUGCAGCCUGCCCAGCUGUGUUUAAGCGACUCACCUGACAACAGGGUGAGCCUGACAAACACGGCUGGUCUUCUGGAGUCUCCUCUGCUGUCUGCGUCUUGAGGCCACUAUGGCACUGCUCAGGAUCCUGGCGCUUCUGCUUGCUCUGACUGUCUCUGAACUCCACUGCCUGCCCUGGUUCAUAAAUGUCUCUGAGAGCCAGGGACCCGGCACGAUCCUUCAGUCCUUCUCCUUCAACUGCACUUCUCACAUGCCCACCCUACAGUUGGUCCAUGUGCAGCCACCCACCACCUUCUUCAACCCACCCAGCCUGACCAGGUGGCAGGGGAUCUAUGUGGGCAUGGUGACCUUAAGCAGCUCGGCCCGGCUGGAUGCUCUAUCGGUGAAUCACUAUAAGCUGCAGCUGCGGUUCACAUGCGGCAACCAUGUGAUGGAGGGACCACUCUCUGUGGAUGUGCGGCGGGACCCUGGUCAUAGUGCAUGUGCUGGCCGAUUUGCCAGCCCAGCUGGAGAAAUCAUUCAGGUUCUGGAAACAGUCACACCUGGGGCCAGACUGUACACUCUGCUGCUGCCAGGCCUGGAAGUCCAGCGUGCCCAGAUAAAUAUCAUCAGUGCCCAGGACCCUCCAUACUUUCCUGGACCUUUCUCCAUCAAUGGUCAAGGUUGGCUGCUGGUGCCAUCCCAGGGCCUCAAAGGCCAGGCUGAAAAGGUCUUCCAGCUUCAGAUUUUGGUGACUUUUGGACAAAAUCGAAGCUGCCUUGGGAUGCUCAAGGUGAAAGUUUUGCCUGUUCCCUCCAGCCUGAUCUCUUUCCUGAAGCAAGCCUCGAAUAUCACCAUCCUGGAGGACCUGCCCCCCGGGGGUAAGGUGGUUCAGGUUCGGGCCCGGGGCUUCGACGUGCGCUACGAAAUCCUCUCCCCGGUGCCCUGCCCCCUCUUCUCCAUCGGACGUGCCGACGGUGUGAUUCGCACCACCGCGCCUCUGGAGUUAGCGCAGGCCCCGGGCGCGGCGGUCACUAGACUGAGAGUGAAGGCCUACGAACGGCUCAGGCCGUGGGUCAGCGUGGAGCUCGAGCUCACGGUGAACGUGCGCUCGGUCAACCGCUGGCCUCCGCGCUGCCUCCCAGCGAUGCUGGUGACUCAAAUCCCCGAGACGACGCCGGUGGGCACCGUGCUGAACACCUUCACUUGUGCUGAUCCAGACUCUCCCGGCUCCAUCCUCGACUACCAGCUGCAGUUCCACAGCCCUCCUGGCUCAGCUAGCCUCUGCCUUCGAGACAGGGUCCUGGAGGUGAAUGCCACACUGGACUGUGAUGCUCGUGGGGCCUGCUUUCAGCAUGCAGCCUCCAUACUGGUGCUCGAUGGUGGUCAGCCCCUGAUGACCACUGAGGUGCCAGUACUGGUGAUGGUGACUCCUGUGAACGAGUUCUCCCCAGCCUGUGUCCCACACAAGUUCCGGAUCCGGGAAGAUGCAGGGCCCCACACUCUGCUGGGCUCUGUGGUGGGCAUGGACAAGGAUUACCCACACAACAACAUUGAGUACUACAUCUCUGGAGGGCCUACCAUCUUUUCUGUGGACCGUCUCAGUGGGGAGGUUCAUCUCCUGGGAUCUUUGGACUAUGAGCUGCAGACAUUAUACAGGCUCAAUGUCCUGCUGAUUGACCAUGGCCAAGACCAGGACCCCACUCACCACCGCUCUGGUUCCUGUACAAUUACCAUUGAGGUUGAGGAUGUGAACGACCAUGCCCCGGAAUGUCAGCCUCCAUUUCAGGAACUCACCAUCUACGCUCUCCUGGGCCAUAGUGUGGAGGUGACCAAGGUGUCAUGUUGGGUUCCUCAGGAGCCACAGCGUCUGGCCUUCUCCUACAGCAUUGUGGGAGGGAAUAGUCAGAGCCGAUUCAGCCUGCAAGGAGCCACCCUGGUGUACAACAACAUCUUGUUGGGGCCUCUCUGGCCAGAGCAGUUCUAUACUUAUGAGCUGUUGAUCCGUGUGGCCGAUGCAGGUCCCUCCAUCCCCCACCUCAGUACCACAGCCACCGUCAGUGUGCAUCUAAUUCCCUGGAGCGCCAGCACAGUGGCCACCCGCACCCACAGAUCCACAGUGCCUUCAGUGAUGACACCCCUGCUUGUGACCGACACAGAGGCUUUCUGGCAGCCGGAGCCCUGGUUUGUGGUGGUGCUGACAGUGACCAGCGCCCUCUUUGUCUUGGCUCUGGGCUGGCUCCUCCUCAGGCUCUUCCAGGGGUUGGUCCAGAUGCAUCAGACACCAAGCAAACCAGCCCAGGCUUUGCUACUAAACGGCAUCCAGGGAACUGAGGAGUCCAUUCAGGGGUUCAUGGAGGCACCGAGAAUGGAGAUGUCCCAGGCACCCAGCAGUGUCGACCUGAGCUUGCAGCACUUUGAUGGCAGAGCACAGGACUCCCGUGAGUCCCCCUUUUCCCAAACUACUCUUCACCUGGGUCCACUUUCUCUCCUUACCCCAUCUCAGCGUCUCCUCCUACCACCAGGCAUCCACUAUCUACUCUUUCCCUGAAUGGGGUCUGUUCUCACCCCAAUGUUUCUCAAACAUCUGUUGGGCCAGAAGGUAACUCAGACCUGGUCUGGUUCCUGCCCAUGGCAGAAGCGGUGGUGAGGGGAAAGUCCCCCAGAUAUUACAUUGUCAUCAGUGAUUUAUGGCAGAUUAAUCUGGCACUGGGCUUAGGGAAGCUGGUGUUCAGUUUGGGGAAAUCAAGGAUGCUUCCUGUGCAUUUGAGCUAGACCUCACAGGAGUGCUGAGAAAGGAGGGAAGGGACGAGUUGGAUCAAGCAGAAGGAGGGUCUCACCAAGGGUUCUGGAAUGUCUUCCCCUACCUUUAAGGGAAGGAGGCUGUUCUGCUGAGUCCAGCAGUGCCCUCUCUCCCUCCUGACCAUUUGAACUCAGGCACAGGCAGAGAUUACCUGUUCAACACGCUCACAGGAGCCCGGCGCUGGCUCUGAAGCCAAGAAGCUGCUUCACUGUUUGUGGAAUUUUUUCUUCCCAUGAUCAUGCUGUUGAGUUUUUAAGUUGAUUCAAUAAUAAACAAAAUUACAAAAGAAGAG